This is a messenger RNA of Bacidia gigantensis, 1533 nucleotides long. RefSeq lists its product as uncharacterized. Gene Ontology annotation, cellular component: cytosol; tRNA methyltransferase complex; nucleus. Gene Ontology annotation, biological process: RNA (guanine-N7)-methylation. The transcript is spliced from 4 exons. Lineage: Eukaryota; Fungi; Ascomycota; Lecanoromycetes; Lecanorales; Ramalinaceae. The record is from RefSeq and is a predicted model, not a curated record. Gene Ontology annotation, molecular function: protein binding; tRNA (guanine(46)-N7)-methyltransferase activity. Bases 1 to 1533 code for a protein of 510 amino acids.
AUGCUAUUGACGGCAGACGACUUUCCAUAUGGCCAUCUGUUGGAUCAAACAGCAUUCUUUCGAAAGUAUUCGUUGAUGAUGCAGAUCAUCUCGGCCGAGAUAUUGAUCGAGAAGCCAGAGCCUUCACAAGCUCCUAAUCCCCCAAUCUUGAGGCUUGCUUCGACUAGUGACGGUGCAUAUGUGAUCGCAAUAACAGGCGAAGAUAAAUGUAUUCGUGUGCUGAAAUUAGCUGAGAAUGGCACAUUGGAACUUUUCAGCGAGAGGAUGAUGCCAAAAAGACCCUGUGCGGUGGCCCUGACACGAAAUGAGUGUACUCUUCUGUGCGCUGACAAGUUUGGUGAUGUCUACGCAAUGCCGCUUUUAGGCAAGGCUUUUGAGGCUCCCAUCCAUCUUGAAGAUAAUGAUGGGGUUUUACUUCCAAAAAAUAUAGAUGACAAAUCGCAGCCGUUCGCUCCUUCUGCGAAUUCUUCGACUGUGCAUACGAAACGCAACUUAGAGUCUCUCCGCCAGCAACAGAGAGUAACGAAUAGGAAGCUCCAGAAGAAGACAACAUCAUUCGAGCACCAGCUUGCUCUUGGACAUGUGUCUUUGCUUACCGACUUAGCAUGUGCAUCUUUGCAGUCCUCUAAUGGGGUCUUACGAAAUUAUAUACUGACUUCUGAUCGCGAUGAGCACAUUCGAAUUUCACGGGGGUUACCCCAAGCGCACAUUAUUGAAGGCUAUUGCCUUGGUCAUACCCAUUUUGUCAGUAGAAUGUGUUUGAUUCCUCAAAAGCCGAGGAUGCUCUUGUCUGGUGGUGGUGAUGAUUUUCUGAUCUUGUGGGACUGGCCUUCUGGACAAAUCUUUCAGCGCAUUGACAUUCGGGGUUACGUCGAGCAGCUCAAGGGGCCAGACCUGAACUCUGCAACAGAUCAACAGAUGGGAUCAUCUCGGCUGCAAAUUGAUACGGACGAAGGCGAUAGUAAUAUAGCAAUUAGCAGCAUCACAUUUCUGGAGUACGAUGGUAACAAUAAGUCCCCGUUCUGUGGCGAAUUCUUUGUCACUGCUGAAGGGUUUCCAGCCAUAUUUCAUUUUCGCAUGAACGCUGCUGAGACCAUAGAGUACUGGACAACACAUCGAACAGAAGGAAACGUGAUUAGUACCGUGGCUUUGCCAAACUCUGAAGGCCUUCUGUUCUCUAUCGACUCGCUUCACAUUCCAUUUUCUACUACCAUCGUGUCAGAUAGAUCUGACCAGAAUUUACAAGCUUACACGGGUAUUGUGUGGUCGUCACUCAGCUCUUCGCCACCUCAGAAAGCUUUGAAUACUGCUCAGAAGCUCAGAUUAUCGUUAGAUGCGUGCGCUUCAGAGCAUGAUCUUGUAGAGCAAAAAAAUGUAGCCAAGGGCAAAUCCCUACAAGAGCUUUUAUAUGGGUUGGAAGGUCUGAGGAAGCGAGGAUCUGAUGAUUUGCAUCAAUCAGAAAGUAAAUACAAUUUGGGAUUAGAUCGGAUAUCAACCUCAAUCAGUGACUUUCACACGCUUGGCAAGACAUAA